GUGGCAUGCAGAAAAACCUGCCACAUGACUCGCAAAGCAGGAAGUGAGUGCUUCAGUCUCACAAAGUGUACUGUACAUCCAGCAGGAAAGUCCGUCUUGAUCAGUGGUUAUUCAUUUUUUUUUUAUCCCCCCACAGUCGGUUGAAAAAUAAACGAUCAAUAACAUCAAGAUGUUUAGGAGGAUUCUCUUUGUGACCCUUGUGCUGUCUGUUUUGGGGACUUCUAUAGGCGUAGAAACGAACUGUACAGAACUGGCGUCCUGUGAUCUGUGCACAAACACAACUGAAUGUGUGUGGAUGAAUUGCCCAGAUGAAAAGUUGUCCUGCUAUAGCAGUAAUACUAGUUUGGAGGCUAACUGCACCAACACCGCCUGCUCAACUAAUACAACAACGACUACAACUCACCCAGACCUGACCACCACAGCGACUGCCAACGUCACCACAACGACUGCCAACUCCACCAGUGAAUCUACAUCUGCACAAGCCACGUCCAUUUCCACUGCAUCUACCCCAUCAAAUGCCACCACAACAGCGCUGCCUCCCACUCCUAAGAAGAAAGCGACGUUCGAUGCUGCCAGUUUCAUCGGCGGUAUCGUCCUCGUGCUCGGCCUUCAAGCCGUUAUCUUCUUCCUCUACAAGUUUUGCAAGUCCAAGGACCGCAACUACCACACUCUGUAAAAAAAAAUAUAUAUAUAUAUGGCACCGUUUAGACACACCAUGUUGCACAUCAACUACAUGUACACACACACACACACACACACACACACACACACACAAACUCUUCGAUCUUCCUCCAUCCUCUUGUGCCACAUGAUUAUUUGAUGCCUGUGGUUUGAGCUUUAUAUGUAAAUGAAGUGAGGAUGUGAGUAAACACACACACACCAUAAAUUGUCCCCCAGAAGCAGUGGCAUUGUCACUUAACCCAUUCCCAUGUCUUAGUUUUCUUAUUCACAUGGUCGUCUUUCCCAGCGGUUCAAUUAAAAAUAAUCGCUCCACCGCUCCAGGCUGCGUAUCAUGACAUCGACGCCGCCAUUUUGUUCUCGUUUUAGUCCGAGCAGGUUUUCGAUGCCACUGCUUCUACGAGGUGGAGGUUAAACGUGACCACGGCCCGUUUCCUUACAUUUAAGCAUCAUCUGAUCAGGGUUAUGUUUCGACACGCAAGUGACAUCACACUAUUUUUGUCUGUUUGUUUUUGUUUUCUGCAUACCUUGUUCACGCAGACUUCGCAUCAUGAGAACAGAGGGCCAAUACGCUCCUCCACCCACACAAUAUCAGUCUCCCUGAUGCCAUAGAUGCAUGUUGACAUUUUUUUUGUGUGUGCUGUAAUUUAUUUCUUGCUUGAAGCUUUUGCUUUAAAAAAAAAAAAAAAAAAAAAAAAGAAAUGACACCGCAUGACCUAUUUGCAAUA
Ictalurus furcatus (blue catfish) is the source of this 1406-nucleotide messenger RNA. RefSeq names its product CD164 molecule, sialomucin (gene cd164). Lineage: Eukaryota; Metazoa; Chordata; Actinopteri; Siluriformes; Ictaluridae. The record is from RefSeq and is a predicted model, not a curated record. The transcript has 6 exons. Bases 170 to 676 code for a protein of 168 amino acids. Gene Ontology annotation, cellular component: cytoplasmic vesicle.